GAGUUUUCGUGAAGAAGAAGCAAACUUGAAGGUCGGUCCGCGGAGAAAUCGAGUUACUAAGAGCGAGACUAAUUUUCCAAACAAUGGAUGCGAUAAACACGCAGCAGAUAUCAGCAAGGACGAUCGAGAAGGUGGUCGUUCAUCCACUCGUCUUGCGUAAUAUCGUCGACAAUCACAACCGCAUGGCUGGGGCCUCGGGAAAGCGUGUUGUCGGUGUUCUUCUCGGCAGUAGCUCCCGUGGUAUCGUUGGUGUCACCAACAGCUACGCAGUGCCCUUCGAGGAGGAUGACAAAGACCCAAGUAUCUGGUCUUUUGAUCGCAACCACCAUGAGUACAUGUUGCGCAUGUUCAAGGGCCUUAACGGCAAGGAGGAUGUGGUCGGUUGGUACAGCACAUGCCCUGAACUCAGAGUAAAUGAUUUGGCUGUUCACACUUCUAUCUUUAGGAGCUGCAGCUGUGUUCUCAAUCCAGUUGUGUUUGUCACUAUUGCCAUCGUGCCUCGAAUACUUGACAUUCCCACAAAAGCUUACUAUGCAGUGAAUGAAGCCUUCGUCCAUGUGUCUUCAGAAAUUGCUCCUCCUCAAAUCGAUCAUAUCGCAGGCAGGAGCAUCCUGGUGACUGAGUUGACUCCGGGUGGGGAUAACGACCAUGUUAGUAGCAUCGCAAAUUACUACGAGUGUAUCCGAAGCCAGACUAGGAUAAGCGUUUCAGGAUAUGACACUUCGCUUGAUACGCUUGUCCUUGUUGGCCAAUUGGAUGAGCUUUUUCAGUCUUGUGGUUCUGUGAAGAACAUUCGGGUACCGAGACACCCGGUCACCAAUGCCAUUACCGGCAGACGGACUACUGUGAUUCUUGGCGGUGAAGGUGCAGCGGAGAAUGCAUUGGCUCUCGACGGAACUGAUAUGGGAGGAUGGAUUCUUUCUGUGGAGCUUUUGCCACCUGAGGUUCCAGAGAUGGCUGCUGGUAUGAGUGCUCAAGAAUAUGCACUUCGUUUCGUUGCCAGGAUGCAAUCCAGCGGCUUGGGAGGAUAGAUUUUUACCAUACAUUGUCUCCCUUGUAGACACUCUCUACAUUGUCUAUUUUCUUUUAUUUCUGCAUUUUAGACUCCUGGUUUUUAGCUAUCUUUCUAGCAUAAGAUCAUAUGUCUGGAUCUUUACUAUCCUAAAUCAUGCAUCUUCAUCAUCUGACACUUUGAUCAUUGCUUGUUGUGAAAUAUCCUUUGAUUAGUACCUACUGUAGUAACAUUUAAAAAAAAAAAAAAUUAUGCAAUCAAGGAAUGCGAGGAGAAUCUUAUAUUACAAAUUA
Messenger RNA from Raphanus sativus (radish), 1305 nucleotides. RefSeq names its product 26S proteasome non-ATPase regulatory subunit 7 homolog A-like. Bases 84 to 1031 code for a protein of 315 amino acids. The record is from RefSeq and is a predicted model, not a curated record. Lineage: Eukaryota; Viridiplantae; Streptophyta; Magnoliopsida; Brassicales; Brassicaceae. Gene Ontology annotation, cellular component: proteasome complex. The transcript has 8 exons. Gene Ontology annotation, molecular function: protein binding; nucleic acid binding; metallopeptidase activity. Gene Ontology annotation, biological process: proteasome-mediated ubiquitin-dependent protein catabolic process.